This is a messenger RNA of Paramecium sonneborni, 1634 nucleotides long. NCBI's taxonomy places the organism in Eukaryota, Ciliophora, Oligohymenophorea, Peniculida, Parameciidae. The record is from the annotation of a GenBank genome assembly.
AUGUAAUAAUUAAAGAAUAAUUACAUUUAAUAUUUAAGAGAUGGAAUUUAGAUGAAUAAAGUAGAAAUGGAAGAUUUCGGAGGUAUGUUUGGAAUUAAAGCUAUUGAUAAUAUUUAAUCAGGUGAAUUUCUGAUAAAAGUGUCCCAUAAAUAUGCAAUAAGCGCAUUCACAGUAUUCUAAAAUGAAUAAUGUGUAGAUAUUAUGAAGAGGAAUCCUCAUAUAUAUCCAUCAUUACAAUAAAUUGGUAAUAAAUAAAGUGAUUUUUAAACAUUAAUACUUUAUUUGACAACAUAAAGACAUGGCAAAUUAAAGCCAAUAUUUGAUGUUUCAGAAAAUCCAAGUUGUUUGCUUGACUGUGAUUAAGAAAUUCCAUUUGAUUAUUUAAGAGAAUUGAAGUUAGAAUUCGAAGAGGAAUAUAAGGCAGCAAAAGAUGAAGUAAUGUUAAUAGGAUUAAGUAGUGAAGAUUAUGAUUGGGCAUAUAGAUUUUGCAUGAAUAGAAGAUUAAGUGUGUAUAAUGAUUAUCCUUUUUCAUUUUUAGUACCUAUGAUUGAUAUGAUAAAUCAUGGCAAGAAUAAAGCAAUCUUUGGUUUGGAAUAGGACAAUCAUCAACCAGAAGACUAUAUAUAAAAUAACUAUAUGAAAUACAAAUAUAUUUUGUAAAAUAAAUAUUGGUUUACUUAAGAGGAUUAGGAACUAAUAUAAAAUGUUAAACUAAAUGAAAGUGAAAGAUGUUCUAAGAUAUUAAAUAAAUUAUUAACAAAGUUAUUUUAAGAAUUACUCAGAACAGGAUCUCAAGAUAUUUGGGUUACUAAAUUGAUGAUGCCUGAUGAUUCAGAAGAUGAAGAUGAGCCCACCGAUAAGAACAAUCAUUAAUCAUAGUAAUUAAAUACCAAAGAUACUAAAGUUUAAGCUGCAGUAAAUGAUGAUUAUUUAAGAGAUUAUUAUGAAUAAUCUUUAGAUUAAAGUGAACAUGAUUGGUAUACAGAUAUCUAAUAAUAAACUCUAUCAUGUCCAGCAUAUCUUACAGCAAGGGCAGUAGAUGAUAUUGAAAAAGGGGAGUAAGUCUUAAACUUGUAUGGAUGUUUAGGAAAUGAACAUUUACUUAUGUAUUAUGGAUUUGCUCUAAAUAAAAAUAAAUAUGACAGAGUUAAAUUCAGAAUCUUUAUGGAUUGUAGUACUAAGUACGAUUUUUUAAAUAACAUUGAAAAAUUAGUGUAAUUACAUUAUGUUCCAUACAAAGAACUAUUAAAUCUUAAUACUAGAGGAAUGAGUCUCCAUUAGUUAACAUCUGAAUUUAAAAUUAAGAAAAGUUAAUUUAAUUUAGAUUUAAUUCAAUUCCUCAAAACUUAUCUCUAAUUACUUGAUGGGGAAGAGUCAAUCAAUGAAGAAAUUAUCAUAGUUCUCUAUAGAAGAAUAAUUAACUCUUUAUACAAAAAGAUCUCCUCUCCUAUUAUAAUAAGAGAUUCCUAUUGGGGGUAACAACUUUUUAAUUAUCAAAAUUCAAAAGUAAGAAUUCUCAAGGCACAUCUAGAAAUGAUAGAUAAUCUGACAACAAAAGCAGAGAAGAUGGAUAUUAAAGUGUUUAUGAGAUUAAGAGCAUAUUUACUUAAAUAAAACUGAAUAUUGUUUCAUAU